This is a messenger RNA of Myotis davidii, 1459 nucleotides long. It is a transcript of the gene SERHL2, whose product is annotated as serine hydrolase-like 2. The transcript is spliced from 11 exons. The coding region runs from base 54 to 1148 and encodes 364 amino acids. The record is from RefSeq and is a predicted model, not a curated record. NCBI's taxonomy places the organism in Eukaryota, Metazoa, Chordata, Mammalia, Chiroptera, Vespertilionidae.
CCAAGGCUCCAGGACUGAGCCGAUGGCUUUCAGGUCUGUUCUCGGAGCUGAGGAUGGCUGUGCCCUGGGGCCACAUCGCCGCCAAAGCCUGGGGCUCCCAGAAGGGCUCCCCCAUCCUCUGCCUGCACGGCUGGCUGGACAAUGCCAACUCCUUCGACAGACUCAUCCCUCUCCUCCCAAGAGACUUUUACUACGUGGCCAUGGAUUUUGGGGGCCACGGGCUCUCGUCCCACUACAGCCCCGGCCUUCCCUAUUACUAUCAGAACUUCGUGGGUGAGAUCCGGAGAGUCUCGGCUGGUGGCACUGUGGGUGGAAUGUUUUCCUGUAUGUUCCCCGAGAUGGUGGAGAAGCUUAUCUUGCUGGACUCAUCCCCUUUUGUGCUGGACUCUAAUGAACUGGAGAACCUGCUGACCUACAAGCGGAAGGUGAUCGAGCACACGCUGCUGGUGGAGCAGGCCGCCCAGGAGCCCUCGCGCGCGCUCAGCCCGGAGGAGAUGCUGCAGAGGUUCCUGAAGAAUAACAGCCACGUCGGUGAGGAGUGCGGGGAGCUGCUGCUGCAGCGGGGAGCCACCCCGGUGCCCGCAGGUAAGGCGCUCACCGCCCGGCCCGCUGGUCAGCACGCUUCUUGUUGCUCAAGAGAAGCCAGCGGCCUGCUCUCUUGCAUCGCUUUCCAGGAAUUGCAGAAGCCAGAGGUCAAAGGGCUGCAGCAGGACCCGCAGGGCCCAGGGCCCCUUCGCUUGCAGAUGCCCACACUAGGCUGCCACCUGUACUCUGCCCAGCUGGCUAAAAAGAAAACAGAUCCUCGGGUGAGGAUGAGAAAUGACUCACUGUGGCUCUUGCCUCUGCAGCCAGAGCACGCCUUCGAUUUCAUCAGCAAGGAGCUGUGCGCACACGCCAUCAAGAAGCUGCAGGCCCACGUGCUGCUCAUCAAAGCAACUGACGGAUUUUUUGACGUGAGGAGAGAAUAUGAUGCUGACAAGGGGCUCAUACUGUUCAUGACUGACCAGCUGAAAUCGGCCCUAGGAGAGCGGUUCCAGUUUGUGGAAAUUCCAGGCAACCAUUACGUCCACAUGAACCAACCUGAUCACGUGGCCAGUAUCAUUGGCUCCUUCUUACAGGACAGGAACAGGAUCCCAGCCCAGCGGUAGCCCUGGGCCUGGGGCCACUGAGACCUGUGCUCACCACACACCACGGACGCCCAGCUCCAGGGGCCCCAGCCAGGCCAGGCCUCACUGGUCUUGAGCAGCAUGAGCUGGCAGAGCAGAGGUGUGGGGUGUGGUUUCUCUCUCCCCUGAGUUCACAGGGGAGAUUGUGUCUGGAUUCGGGGUCUGUGUUGUGGCUGGAAACCAGAGGGAGCCGGGAGUGCAGGAAGACUGGAUAGGCCGCCCGGCUUGCAGCCAGCAGCUCUUGCGCCUUUCCUGUGCCCGCCUGGAUGAAUAAAUUGUUCUUUUCUCUCUCA